This is a messenger RNA of Mauremys mutica (yellowpond turtle), 3013 nucleotides long. Its product is annotated as adhesion G protein-coupled receptor E5-like. Gene Ontology annotation, biological process: adenylate cyclase-activating G protein-coupled receptor signaling pathway; cell surface receptor signaling pathway. The transcript is spliced from 19 exons. The record is from RefSeq and is a predicted model, not a curated record. Lineage: Eukaryota; Metazoa; Chordata; Testudines; Geoemydidae. Bases 26 to 2377 code for a protein of 783 amino acids. Gene Ontology annotation, molecular function: G protein-coupled receptor activity; calcium ion binding. Gene Ontology annotation, cellular component: membrane.
UCGCUGGACUCCCUCGCCCCGCAGCAUGAACCCGGCUCGCCGCCUGCUGCCCCUCGGGCUCUGCAUUGCCCUGUGCCUGUGGGGCACCGUGGCCCAGACUCCUGGCGUACAAGGUACCACUGGGGACUGCAACAGCCAUAUGCUGUGCCCAGCAAACACCAAGUGUGUGAACAGCACCCACUGCACCUGCCUGGAUGGAUACCAGCCAAGGGGGAAUCGCUUCUUCACCGACCCAACGGAGACCUGUGACGAUAUUAACGAGUGUCUGGGGCCGAGCCCGCCAGACUGUGGAUGCAACGCAAACUGCAACAACACGCCUGGGAGUUACUACUGCCACUGCAUCGAUGGCUACGAGCCCAGCUCUGGGAAAGCCAACUUCACGCACGCGAGUGAGAACAGCUGCCGGGAUAUUGACGAGUGUCAGGGCCUGAACCCGCCAGAUUGCGGACCCCACGCAAACUGCACCAAUGUGCCUGGGAGUUACUCCUGCAGCUGCAUCGAUGGCUACGAGCCCAGCGCUGGGAAAGCCAAGUUCAUAAAUGCGAGUGAGAAGAGCUGCCAGGACAUUGACGAGUGCCAGCGAAACGCCACAAUCUGUGAGCCCCACGGGAACUGCAUCAACAUGCCAGGGAGUUACAUGUGUAAAUGCAGUUGGGGAUUUGGGAAGAGUCAAAAGGAUACGGCUAAGAUCUGCACAGAGCUCACCUGCUCCCCACUGCUGGGUGAUGACAGCUCUGCCGGAGCCAAGAACUUCCUGAGCAGCUUCCAGGCACAGGUGGGACGUCUCUGCAAGGUGAUGCUGGAGGAGCGGAAGCAGAUGAAAUCACAGAAUACUGAGGGGAAGCUGCAGGGCUUCUUGGAGAUUCUGGAGAAGCAGAUAAAUCCAGUCGGGCACCAGAACAAGAGCGUGGAGUGGAGACACCGGAUCGCGACGGAGCUGAUGGCCAUAGUGGAGAAGCUGCUGAGAACACUGGCCCUGGCCCUGCGUGAUAGGAUCAGCAUCACAUCCCCCACCGGCACAGAGCUGGGGCUGGUGGUCAGGCGGGCUAGGAACCAGAGCCAGGAGACCGUGACGCUGCAGCAGAGCAAGACGCAGAUGGACUUAAAGUGGGCUGGAGCCCCAGGGCAGAAAAAUGAAGGCUUCAUGUUGGCUGGGCUGCUGACAUACCAGGGGAUGAGCCCCAUCCUGGACGGUGCUGGGCGGGUGGAGGCGCCCGAGUGGGACAAGAUCGGCCGGACGGGGAAGUGGGCGCAGGAGCCAGGGCGGCCCAGCUACCGUGUGCUCUCUCCAGUGGUGUCGGCCUUCAUCAGUGACCCGAACCCCCAGGCACUUGGCCUCUCCGUCAGCAUCCGCUUCAGCCACCCGGUGCCGGAGAAGAAAACCGACCUGCGUCUCCUCUGCGCCUACUGGGAGCCUGGCAGCAGGCACUGGGCCACCGACGGCUGCACCCUGGAGAAGUUGAACGCCACCAUCACCCGCUGCCAGUGCAACCACCUGACCAGCUUCGCCGUGCUCAUGGCCUUCUACGAGCUGGAGGACUGGACCCUGGACGUCAUCACCAAGGUGGGGCUGGUGAUCUCGCUGCUGUGCCUGCUGCUGGCCAUCGUCACCUUCCUCUUCUGCCGCGCCCUCAAGGGCCCCCGCACCACCAUCCACCUGCACCUCUGCCUGGCGCUCUUCAUCGCCUACACCGUCUUACUCACCGGCACCUCCAGCACCGGCAACGGGGUGGUGUGCGGCGUGGUGGCCGGGCUCCUGCACUAUUUCUUCCUGGCCGCCUUCUGCUGGAUGUGCCUGGAGGGCGCCGAGCUCUACCUGCUGGUGGUUCAGGUCUUCACCCCCCACGGCCUCAGGCGCCGCUACAUGUUCCUGCUGGGCUACGGCGUGCCGGCCCUCAUCGUGGGCGUCUCGGCCGCCACCUACAGCCAGGGCUACGGCACGGCGCGCCACUGCUGGCUCUCGCUGGAGAAGCAAUUCAUUUGGAGCUUCCUGGCGCCCGUCUGCAUCAUCAUCGCGGUCAACGCCGUGAUCUUCGUGGUCACCGUCUGGAAGCUGUCGCUGAAAUUCGCUGACAUCAACCCCGACAUGAGCCAGCUGAAGAAGCUCAGGGUGCUCACCAUCACGGCCAUCGCCCAGCUCUGCGUCCUGGGCACCACCUGGAUCUUCGGCAUGUUCCAGUUCAACCAGCGCAGCCUGGUCGCCUCCUACAUCUUCACCAUCCUCAACAGCCUGCAGGGGCUCUUCAUCUUCCUGCUGCACUGUCUGCUCAAGAAACAGGUGAGGGACGAGUACCGCAGGUGGCUGAGCUGCAGCGGCCUCAAAGGACCGGCCAAGUCCUCCGAGUUCACCAGCUCGACCACCACGCGGGGGCUCUAGCUGUCGCAGGAGUCAGGGUUGUAGCUCUCUUGCGCUCAGCCCAUUUCUGGACACCGCAGCUUUGCACAUGAGAAAACCCGGCCCCCUGCCCCCGGCCUGGCCCUGCCCGUGAGCAGAGACCCACCACGCACCUGGACUCGCCGCAUGCAGAUGCUUCAACGGCUGCCCAGUGGAACCGUUACGCUGCCCAGCUGCGCCCACCCGCUGGGCACUCACCAGCCCCAGGCCUGUGCGCUGCCAGCAUCACAAGCAAUAGCGACGGGCAGCAGGGCAGCCGCUCAGCUCCGACGCGACGUACUCUGGCCACAGGGGGCGCCUUUCCCUUCGGUACGAACGGGUCCCUGGCCCCGCCUGCGGUACGAUGCUGGGCCAGGCUGAGCGCGGGCAGUGGAGAUGAACCCACCCCCCAGAGGACCCCGCCCCUCCCCCCAGGGACAGCAGCAUCAGCCACUGCCCUUGGCUUCGAUGACGGUACGACACGGCCUGAGCUGAAGGAGGCAAGCGGCCCCAGUCUGCGGCGGCCCCCAGGGCUCAGCUGUCUGUGUCUCACUGGUGACACUGUUUUUUAAAAUGAUCUUUUUAAAGUUAUUAAAAUAUUGAGUUUUGUGACAAAAACAGCUGCUUCGAGGAGCCACG